Ricinus communis (castor bean) is the source of this 4770-nucleotide messenger RNA. RefSeq names its product PH, RCC1 and FYVE domains-containing protein 1. Lineage: Eukaryota; Viridiplantae; Streptophyta; Magnoliopsida; Malpighiales; Euphorbiaceae. Bases 582 to 3926 code for a protein of 1114 amino acids. The transcript has 9 exons. The record is from RefSeq and is a predicted model, not a curated record. Gene Ontology annotation, molecular function: metal ion binding.
GUAAAUCUAUCAGGGGAUUUCAUGCUUUGUUUCUCAUAUAUAAGAUAGCAGAGACUUUACUUGUUACUUUUUCUAAUUUUCUUUUCUUUUUUUUUCUUUCUUUUUGUUCUCCAAUUUCCAUCUUUGACUCUCUCCGUACUUUUUAUUUUUUACAAAACCAACGCCUCCCUCUCUCUCUCUUCAUUCCUUUCUCUCCUCUCCUCCCGCCUUUUCCGGCUAGUCCGACACGACGCCGUCCUGUUCUCUUCUCUUUCAACUUCGUUUCUCCGCCGGAAAACAGCUUUCAUGCGCCGGAAAGCUACUGUCACGAGCUGAGAGAAUUAAAAAAGAAAAAAAAAGAAGAAGAAGAAGACGCUAGCUAGUUAGCUAGCAAGCAGCGGGUUGUUUUGAGUGAAACGUGGAGAUUUUGACUUAGUUUCAGGUAGUGAAGAGACUUGAUAAUAGAUCUGCGAGGGAGGUAGAGAAAGAGAGGUGUGGUUUUGAUGUUCGGAGAAUUAGUUAGUUAGAUGGUAUAUGAUGAACGGAGCUCCGGUGAACGAUCGGAGAGGGAGGUGGCGUUUUGGUAAAUUUCUUCACAUGGAAUGGCAGAUCUUGUUAGUUUCGGUAAUGCCGAACGUGACAUCGAGCAGGCAUUAAUUGCUCUAAAGAAGGGUGCUCAACUUCUGAAGUAUGGUCGUAAGGGAAAGCCUAAGUUUUGUCCUUUUAGACUCUCUAAUGACGAAACAACUUUAAUCUGGAUUUCAAGUAGUGGUGAACGGAGUUUGAAGUUAGCUUCUGUCUCUAAAAUUAUUCCUGGACAAAGAACUGCUGUUUUCCAACGUUAUCUCCGGCCUGAAAAGGAUUAUUUAUCUUUUUCUCUUAUUUACAACGACGGAAAGCGGUCCCUUGAUCUGAUUUGCAAGGACAAAGUUGAGGCAGAGGUGUGGAUAGCAGGCUUAAAAGCGCUAAUAUCCUCUGGGCAAGGUGGACGCUCCAAAAUUGAUGGAUGGAGUGAUGGAGGCCUCUAUCUUGAUGAUGGCAGAGACUUGACGUCAAAUAGUGCAAGCGACAGUUCCAUUAGUGUUACACGAGAAAUUAGCUCUCCAGAUAUUUCCGUCAGUUUUAAUCCAAAUAUUUCUCCAAGGAGUUCUCGGCCAGAAAAUUCUCCAAAUUCUGAUAGGUCACAUGUAGCAUCAGACAACACAAAUAUGCAAGUAAAGGGAUCUGGUUCAGAUGCUUUUCGAGUUAGUGUUUCUAGUGCCCCAAGCACUUCAAGUCAUGGUUCUGCACCAGAUGAUUGUGAUGCUUUAGGUGAUGUAUACAUAUGGGGUGAGGUCAUAUAUGAUAAUGCUGUCAAGAUUGGGGCCGAUAAGAAUGCAAAUUAUGUUAGCACUAGAGCAGAUGUGCUUCUUCCCAGGCCUUUAGAGUCUAAUGUAGUUCUAGAUGUGCAUCAUAUAGCCUGUGGGGUAAGGCAUGCCGCAUUGGUAACAAGACAAGGUGAGGUUUUUACAUGGGGUGAAGAAUCUGGUGGACGGCUUGGCCAUGGCGUCGGGAAGGAUGUUAUUCAACCUCGUCUUGUUGAAUCUUUGGCUGUUAGCACUGUUGAUUUUGUAGCCUGCGGAGAGUUUCAUACUUGUGCUGUUACAAUGGCUGGAGAAAUCUAUACAUGGGGAGAUGGCACACAUAAUGCUGGGCUUCUUGGUCAUGGUAAUGAUGUCAGCCACUGGAUACCCAAGAGAAUCUCUGGUCCACUUGAGGGACUUCAGGUUGCUUCAGUAACUUGUGGUCCAUGGCAUACAGCCUUAGUAACAUCAACAGGGCAGCUGUUUACUUUUGGUGAUGGGACAUUUGGUGUAUUGGGCCAUGGGGACAGAGAAAAUGUUGCAUAUCCUAGAGAAGUAGAAUCUCUUUCAGGUUUGAGGACAAUUGCUGCUGCAUGUGGGGUGUGGCAUACUGCUGCUGUUGUAGAAGUUAUUGUCACACAAUCUAGUUCCAGUAUUUCAUCAGGAAAGUUGUUUACUUGGGGUGAUGGGGAUAAAAAUCGACUUGGGCAUGGAGACAAGGAACCUCGCCUAAAACCCACAUGUGUGCCAGCACUAAUUGAUUACAAUUUUCAUAAAAUUGCCUGUGGGCAUAGUUUAACUGUUGGCUUGACUACAUCAGGACAUGUCUUUGCAAUGGGUAGUACUGUUUAUGGUCAACUGGGGAAUCCUUAUGCUGAUGGGAAGCUACCUUGCUUGGUAGAAGAUAAGCUUUCUGGAGAAUCUGUUGAGGAAAUUGCUUGUGGUGCAUAUCAUGUAGCAGUUUUAACAUCCAGGAAUGAAGUUUAUACAUGGGGAAAGGGUGCCAAUGGGAGGUUGGGCCAUGGAGAUAUCGAGGAUCGUAAAGCACCUAUUCUAGUUGAAGCUUUGAAGGACAGGCAUGUAAAGUAUAUUGCUUGUGGUGCAAACUACACUGCAGCUAUAUGUCUUCAUAAGUUGGUAUCUGGUGCUGAGCAAUCACAGUGUUCAUCAUGCAGGCAGGCUUUUGGGUUUACUCGAAAGAGACAUAAUUGCUAUAAUUGUGGUCUUGUGCAUUGCCAUUCAUGCAGUUCCAGAAAAGCAACAAGAGCAGCCUUAGCUCCCAAUCCUGGAAAACCAUAUCGUGUUUGUGAUUCUUGUUUUGUAAAACUAAACAAGGUAUCAGAUGCUAGUAAUCAUAAUAGGAGGAAUUCUGUCCCUUGUCUUUCAGGUGAAAACAAGGACAGGUUGGACAAAGCUGAGAUAAGACUGUCAAAGUCUACUUUGCCUUCAAAUAUGGAUUUGAUUAAGCAGUUAGAUACCAAAGCAGCCAAACAAGGAAAGAAAGCUGAUACAUUUUCUCUUGUUCGCUCCUCUCAAGCACCAUCUUUGUUACAGCUGAAAGAUGUUGUAUUUUCUAGCGCCAUUGAUCUGCGAGCAAAAGUUCCAAAACCUGUUCUUACACCAUCUGGAGUAAAUUCCAGGUCUGUCUCACCUUUCUCAAGGAGACCUAGCCCCCCACGAUCUGCUACACCUGUUCCAACUACAUCAGGACUUUCUUUUUCGAAAAGUGUUACUGAUAGUUUGAGAAAAACAAAUGAACUUUUGAAUCAAGAAGUGAUCAAGUUGCGUGCACAGGUUGAGAGCCUGAAACAGAGAUGCGACUUUCAAGAACUAGAGCUUCAGAAAUCAGCAAAGAAGGUACAAGAAGCCAUGGCAUUAGCUGCAGAAGAAUCUUCUAAAUCUAAAGCUGCAAAAGAUGUGAUAAAGUCACUUACUGCACAGCUGAAGGAUAUGGCUGAAAGAUUGCCACCAGGUGUCUCUGACUCCGAAAACAUGAAGCCUGCUUACCUAACAAAUGGUUUGGAGCCAAAUGGUAUACACUAUGUUGAUGCAAAUGGAGAGAGGCAUUCAAGAUCUGAUUCUAUAAGUUUAACUUCUUUGGCUUCCCCCACUGGAAACGACUCUACUUUGUCAAAUGGAGCUCAAGGUCCAGCUUAUUCAUUUCGGGAUUCAUUUCCAACCAAUGGAAGGGAUGACCAUCCAGAUGCCAGACUGUCCAAUGGUGGAGGCGUUCAAUCCAGUCAUAAUGUGUCAGAGGGUGUUGAUGGGAAGGAAUCUAGGUCUCUUCAAGAUGGUGAGAAUGGUAUAAGAUCGAGAGACUCAGCAUUGGCUGCUAGCAGUAAUCAAGUUGAGGCCGAGUGGAUCGAACAGUAUGAACCCGGUGUGUACAUAACACUAGUGGCCCUGCGUGAUGGAACUAGAGAUCUUAAACGAGUGCGCUUCAGCCGGAGAAGAUUUGGGGAGCACCAAGCAGAGACUUGGUGGUCUGAGAAUCGCGAGAAGGUGUAUGAAAAGUAUAAUGUUCGUGGAUCUGAUAAAUCAUCAGUUUCUGGCCAGGCUGCACGCAGAUCAGAGGGAGCCAUGUCUUCCUCUUCCCAACCUUAGCAACAAAGGAAGGGAGGGAAGUCCAGUCUCCACAUAUUUUGUACCUUCCACAAUGAAGGCUUUGAUGGUUAAGCAAGUUGAAGCUAAACCAACAUCUGCUGUCUUCUUUUUUGUUCUCCUCCCCUCCUUCCCUCAAUUUAUUUUUUCUUCCAUUUAAUUUCUAGGGUAUUUGCCCAUUGCAAAAUCUGUUGUAUUGUAGUGUAUAUAAAAGCAUCGACCGUGAGCAAAAUUUUUUUCCUUUCUCGCAUUCCCGCUCCCCACACCUUUUCACAACUGUUUAUGAUAGACAACACCUCCUCGAAAAUCAGGGAGCCCCAGUGCACUAGGGAUGCUAUUUUAUUCUUUUACAAUUUUUGCUUCAGGUUGUGCAUCCGGGGAUGGACUUUUCACUUGCGUGCCUGACAACGCAGAGGUAGCUUCAUCAUGCCUUUGAUUUCGUUAUUCUAGGUAUAUCAUGUAUUUCCUGGAUGUAAACUUGUAUAGUUAUUCCUGGACUAUCCAGCUUUUGCUAGUUAAUAUUUAUUUAUUUUGUUAAAAUCCAUCCCUCUCAGAAAUACAGACGCUUCCUGGAAUCAAAAUGUUUGGUUGCACUAGGCACUUUGGUUGGAGUUGGAUCGUUAGUUUGUAGGAUUUGGUUCUUGAAGAAGAAAAGCAUCUGAGGCCAUUUGUUUUUUGUUUUUUGUUUUGAAAGAGAAUCGGGUUGUCCUUGGGGACCUGUACACAUUAGCUCAUACAUAUUUUGGGAAGUCUUAUCUUGUAAAAAAGCUAGCUUUUGGGUUUAUAACAUUCUUUAUAAGCAUCAUUAUUGUAGGGAAAAUGAAUGGCUGGUCUAUGUUUAGUUAUA